AGACUUGAAGAAGAUAGAACAGAAAACGACAACCCAAUUGAACUACUCAAUAACCCAAAAGGCCAAGGGCCAAUCAAAACAAAACUCAGAGAAUAGUAUAAUCCAAUUAAUCUCAUCCAGCUAUUCUACAAUUGAUUCAAUAAUCUCUGUCAUCAUAAAAUAUUUUGUCUUUCUGAAUUUCAAUUAUUUCAAAAAUUCCCCCAAAAAUAUAAUUAUCUAUACUAAAACAAGCUCCAUUAAUUUUUUUUUUCCUUUUUUCCUGGGUUUCUUAAACCCUUUAUUCAUUCAAUUACACAGAUUGGUUUCUGGGUUUGUUUCAAUGACUGUUUAUGACUCGUUUACUUCUUGGAUCAACAGCUUCCUUGCUUGCAUAGGUAGCUGUUUGGGAGGCUGUGCAAAACCAACUCACACUCCAGUAGAUGAUUAUCCGACAAAAGGACUACAAUGCCAGGGACAGGUGGUGGAGAAACAAAAUCUUUCGGAUGACUUUUGGGGUACCAGCACAGGUGAUUUGGAAAACCCGAUGGGUCUAUCACAACGAAGCAUGUCUUCACUUAGUACAUCAAAUGUCAGUUUUCUUUCUGAUAUCGGAUCAGCAAGCAUGCAUUGCCACACUGAUUUCGUAAAUCCUGGUCUUCUUCUCUGGACUCAAAUCCGUCUUCAGUGGAUUGGAGCUACAAAAUCAAAUGAAGAUCAUCAAACCAUAGGACCGGCAAUCAGUCUAAAUGCUACGUAUGACAGCUUGCUUAGCUCCAGGGAGCGAUUCAGGCGGCCCAUCCCUUUAUCGGAAAUGGUAGAUUUUCUAGUUGAUGUAUGGGAGCAGGAAGGAUUGUAUGACUGAAAGAUAUGAAGUGUAGAUAACAAAUUUCAGUUUCUCGAUACUUCAAAAUGCGGAUUCUUAGGAGAAUUUGUAAGCAAAGAAGCCUUAUAACCAAUGUAUAGAUGUUGAUUAACAUAGCUAAUUUAUAUACACAUGUAUGCUUUGUUUUUCCUACUGUAGUUCACAACGUUCGUUUCCAGUUUUGUUGCUAAAUUGCGUUGUAUUAUGGACUGGUAUAUCUCAAAUAUGCUCUUAAAUACAAACAAAGAUUAAUUAUGCAUACUGAGAUGUUACUCAGAA
Chenopodium quinoa (quinoa) is the source of this 1120-nucleotide messenger RNA. RefSeq lists its product as uncharacterized. NCBI's taxonomy places the organism in Eukaryota, Viridiplantae, Streptophyta, Magnoliopsida, Caryophyllales, Amaranthaceae. The transcript is spliced from 5 exons. The record is from RefSeq and is a predicted model, not a curated record. The coding region runs from base 320 to 841 and encodes 173 amino acids.